This is a messenger RNA of Plectropomus leopardus (leopard coralgrouper), 1219 nucleotides long. The record is from RefSeq and is a predicted model, not a curated record. NCBI's taxonomy places the organism in Eukaryota, Metazoa, Chordata, Actinopteri, Perciformes, Serranidae.
AUGUCUCCGUCUUCUGGAAGUGGAGAAACGUACGCCGUCACAUCCCAUUACGUGAGGAUGGACGGAGCAGAAAGAAUCCCGCCAGAGUUGAAUCAGCUUCACGAACUCGCUCAGAGGCCGACAUAUAAUGACCCGAUCAAUGACCUGAUCAAAGACCUGAUUAAUGACCUGAUCAAUGACCUGAUCAAUGACCUGAUCAAUGACCUGAUCAAAGAUCUGAUCAAUGACCUGAUCAAUGACCUGAUAAGACAAAAACGUAAAACAGAAGGUUCAGGUGGAACCAGACAGGAAGUGGUUCCUCAUGUGUUUCCCUUUGUUUCCUGCUGCAGGGUCAUCACCUACGAGUGCUGUCCCGGUUAUGAGAAGAUUCCCGGAGAGAGGGGCUGUCCUGCAGCACUGCCUCUGGUAAACAUCUACAACACUCUGGGCGUAGUCGGAGCCUCCACCACUCAGAUGUACUCUGAACGAGCCCAGCUGAAGGCCGAGAUUGAAGGCCCGGGAAGCUUCACCUUCUUCGCCCCGAGCAACGUGGCCUGGGCCGCCCUGCCCACAGAGAUCCUGGACGCUCUGGUGAGCAAUGUGAACAUCGAGCUGCUGAACGCUCUUCAUUACCACAUGGUGAACCGCCGGCUGACCUCCGAGGAGCUGAGACACGGGUCGUCCUUCGCCUCCAUGUACCAGGACUUCCCCGUACACAUCCACCACUACAGCAACGGGAUCGUGACGGUGAACUGCGCUCGUCUGAUCAAACCUGACCAACACGCCACCAACGGCAUCGUCCAUGUGGUCGACCGCGUUAUCACCGCUGUCUCUAACAACGUGCAGACGCUCAUCGACAUCGACGACGACCUGGAGACGCUGCGAACAGCGAUGGCGGCCGCCGGUCUGACUGCCAUGUUGGAGAACGAGGGUCAGUACACGCUGUUCGCUCCCACCAAUGAGGCCUUCGAGAAGAUUCCUCAGGAGACCCUGAACAGGAUCCUGGGAGACCCUGUGGCCCUGAAAGACCUACUGAACUACCACAUCCUGAAGCACAUGCAGUGUGCCGAGUCCAUCGUGUCAGGGUCUCCGAUGGAGACGCUGCAGGGGACGGUGCUGGAGGUCGGCUGUGACGGAGACCAGAUGACUCUGAACGGGAAGGCCAUCAUCACCAGGAGGGACCAGCUGGGGACAAACGGAGUCAUCCACUACAUCAACGAGCUGCUCAUCCCCGACUCAG